AUGUAUGCCCUUUCCCUUGCCGCAGUCGUCAGCAACGAUAAACAAUCUGUCAUUUCUGAGAAUCAAUUUGAUUUUUCACCUCAAUCGAUAUCCACGGAUAGCAUAGGGGAAAUUGGAGAGAAUACUGAUAUGUUCAUGCCGGCACCAAUAAAUAACGAAAUCUAUCGAUAUGGAUUACCUAACUGGAGAUCACCUGGUUACCCAAUGAUGACCCCCUAUUAUGGUAACAUGCAGUACCUUAACCGAUUCAAUUUACCCAUGAGUCGCUUUGGUUAUGUGCCUCUCAACCGUUUACCAUUCGCCGGUCAAGUUGGAAUGUAUCAACGUUUCAAUCAGUAUCCAUUUCGAAGCGCCUAUGCUCCUAUGCCAAGCGGUAGGUUCCUACUCUGA
Molecule: messenger RNA, 390 nt
Organism: Strongylus vulgaris
Lineage: Eukaryota; Metazoa; Nematoda; Chromadorea; Rhabditida; Strongylidae
Source: the annotation of a GenBank genome assembly